Stegodyphus dumicola is the source of this 2108-nucleotide messenger RNA. RefSeq names its product chaperonin containing TCP1 subunit 5 (gene CCT5). Gene Ontology annotation, biological process: protein folding. The record is from RefSeq and is a predicted model, not a curated record. Lineage: Eukaryota; Metazoa; Arthropoda; Arachnida; Araneae; Eresidae. Gene Ontology annotation, molecular function: ATP hydrolysis activity; ATP binding; ATP-dependent protein folding chaperone.
UCUGACGGCAACCGGCGUGAGUAAAUUAAUGGCGGAUAAUAUAUCGUCUGCGCAUUGAAAAUUCAAUCCUUAAUAAUCAAGAAACCAAAAGAGUGUUUUAUAGCGGAUUUUUUCUUUCUUUGCGGACUAUCAAUCUUUCUAAAAGGUUAUAUAAUUUAUCUCUAUCCAGGUAGUUGAAAAUGGCGCAAGUUUGCACUAUAAAUUUUGAUGAGUUUGGACGACCGUUCCUGAUAUUAAAAGACCAAGAAAAGAAAAAUAGAUUAACUGGAAUUGAUGCUAUCAAGAUGCACAUAUAUGCAGGGAAAAGUGUUGCGAAUACUUUACGCACUUCUCUUGGUCCUAAAGGACUAGAUAAACUGCUUGUUUCACCCGAUGGAGAUGUUACUGUCACAAAUGAUGGUGCCACAAUUUUGAAAAUGAUGGAUGUUGAACAUCAAAUUGCAAAAUUGUUUGUCCAGUUAUCUCAAUCACAAGAUGAUGAAAUUGGAGAUGGCACUACUGGAGUUGUUGUACUUGCAGGAGCUUUAUUGGAACAUGCAGAACAGUUAAUAGACAAAGGCAUUCAUCCCAUUCGCAUUGCUGAUGGUUUUGAGAUGGCUGCUCGUUGUGCAAUUGAAUACAUAGACAAAAUUAGUGAUAGUUUUCCUGUGGAUAAAGAUAAUCUAGAACCUUUGAUACAAACUGCAAUGACUACAUUAGGAUCAAAAAUUGUAAACAGAUGCCAGCGUCAGUUUGCUGAAAUUGCUGUGCAGGCAAUUUUAUCUGUAGCUGUUAAAGAUGUCGAUUUUGAACUUAUUAAAGUAGAAGGCAAAGAAGGUGCUCGACUUGAAGACUCCUUGCUUGUGAAGGGUGUAAUUAUAGACAAGUACUUCAGCCAUCCUCAGAUGCCGAAAGAAGUGAAAGAUGCUAAAAUUGCUAUUUUAACCUGUCCCUUUGAACCACCAAAACCAAAAACCAAGCAUAAAUUAGAUGUUACAUCAGUUGAUAGUUAUCAAGAAUUAGUAAAAUAUGAACAAGAUAAAUUUGUGGAAAUAGUUCAAAGGGUUAAAGAUGCAGGAGCUAAUUUAGUAAUAUGCCAAUGGGGAUUUGAUGAUGAAGCGAAUCAUCUGCUGCUCAAAUAUGAUCUUCCUGCAGUUCGUUGGGUUGGUGGACCAGAAAUAGAACUUAUAGCAAUUGCUACUGGUGGAAGAAUUGUUCCUCGUUUUGAAGAAUUAACCCCAGAAAAAUUGGGAAAAGCUGGUAUUGUCAGGGGACUGACUUUUGGAACAACUGAAGAAAAGAUGUUGGUAAUUGAAGGAUGUCAAAAUUCACGUGCUGUAACAAUCUUCAUUAGAGGUGGUAACAAGAUGGUUGUUGAAGAAGCUAAGAGAAGUUUGCAUGAUGCUUUGUGCGUUGUUCGAAAUUUAGUUAAGGAUAACAGAGUUGUAUAUGGUGGUGGAUCUGUUGAAAUAGCUUGUUCUAUAGUUGUUGGGGAACAAGCAGAUAAAAUAUCUUCUAUGGAGCAGUAUGCAUUCCGUGCAUUUGCUGACGCGUUAGAAAGUAUCCCUCUGUCAUUAGCUGAAAACAGUGGUCUGAACCCUAUGCAAGAAGUUACUGCUAUUAAAGCUAGGCAGAUAAAAGAGAAAAAUCCAUGGCUUGGUGUUGACUGCAUGGGUAAAGGAACUUGUGAUAUGAAAGCUCAGAAUGUCAUUGAAACUUUAACAAGCAAGAAGCAGCAGAUCAGUUUAGCCACUCAGCUUGUUAGAAUGAUCCUUAAAAUUGAUGACAUUAGAUCGUCAGAAAGUUCAGACUAUUAAAAUCUUUGCCUUUUUAAUUUUGUAUAUUGCAUAACAGGCCAACUCCAGAAGUGCACUGUAUUAAAAACAUUUGUUGGUGUAUUUAACUCCUGCUUGCUUACUAUCUGGACAGUUCUUUUCAAUGUGUAAAAUUGUUGCCGUUUUGUUCCAGAUAACGGAUUUUGAAAAAUGGCUAUUUCCUUAAUCAUUUUUAUAACACUGUCUAAAAAGAACAGAACCAUAUGUAUGACAUUUUCAUAACUGAACUAAAAUAAAUAAAUAUAUAUAUAUAUAUAUAUAUAUAUAUAUAUAUUUAAAAUUUGAAUUUUAUCA